AAGCUUCCGGCUCACCAUCUUUGUCCCUGGCAAAUUGGGUUUUGCGCAGUGGCUUAGAUCUAGAGAGAAUCGUGACGGGCAGGAAACCAUUACACCACCACCCCGGCUGUGCUCUCCGACUGCCGCCGCCGCCGCCGCCACCCCGCCCUUGCCUCCGGUGAGUUCAAGGCGGCUGGCUUUGGGGUGUGCCCUGACUGACUCGCGGUGCUUGUGAGGGAGGGGAGCCCCAAGCCGGGUCAUAGGCUCAGGAGGAAAGGAGAGCCGAGGAGCGUGACGGUUGAGGGUGGAAGGAGUCCUCGGGUGUGACCGUUGUGAGGGAAAAGCUGGGAGAAAGUGCCUCCAUCGUAGUGACCGUGGUGGCCUGGGGCUGCGCUCCGGUGUAGCAGCGGGAGUUGGGGGCUUCGGAGCGAAGCAAGGUUCCGAAGACCGGCUUGGGGAAGGCUCAGGCCAGGGGUGUGGCCGCUGGAGGCCGAGGGAGAACCACCCAGCUCUCCCGUUUGACAUCUGUUCAUUGAGAAAGAAGCUCCGACGUGUCUCCACGACUAGGGAGAAGGGAUUCCCGCGACCGUUUGGUCACUGAAACCUCUCUUGUCGCACGUAUUUGGGGUUAAGAGGCAUCUCUCCUUACCUAGUGAAAAUUGGACAGAUUUCUUGACCUGGGGAAGUGGAUAAAGAGAAUGGGGACUAACUGUACUUCGAGGAAGGAAGGAGAAACCUGCAUAAUUGAGGCCACCCCCACCCUCUGUGUAAGAGGGGAAAAUAAAUCUUAGCAUGGAAUUUUGUUUUUCUUUUUUUUUUCCCCCCUCCCUAUAUUCCCUGGGGUUAUCAGGAGCAGUCUAGUUUGGGCAAGGCUGUAAAUUCUACUAGAAGUGAAAAAAAAAAAACAAAACAAAACCCUGGAAUUUCCUGCUAUUUCUUUAUUCUUUGAAUUCACAGGAUGUAUUAGCUUUUUGAGCAGCCCUCUUUUUAGGAGAAGGCUCUUAUUAAACUCAAGCAAUUUAGUUAUGAAGCAGUGUGAAUGUGUCAUGGAUGCUUCGCUGAAUUUUUUUACUUUUAGAAGGGAGAUUUUUUUUUCUUUUAUUUUAGUGGCCAAACUUUUUUUUUUUUUUUGCAACCUUUGUGGUUUAAAAGACAAAGAACACACUGUAAGCUCAGUAAGGCUAGUGACUAAGAAGGAAGGUGGUCUCUUAGAGAGGAACAAUUUAAAUUAUUAACUGCUCUCCUGUGCAGUUCACUGCUUAGCCUUAGGGUGCACUUACAAGGUAAUAAUAGAAAGCGGCAGGUGAAGUAGGUGCAGCCAUCGGUAACACAUUCCAGUGAUGACUAAGUGAGGCGGGCGGGCAUGUAAACUGAGAACUGAGUAGGUGCCUUGCAGGGUAGACUCCCUGAGAAAGAGAGGGGAGUGUGCGCUGCAAACAGCUCAGUCAAGUUGUGUGGUAAAUUAAAACAGAGUAAAUAUCCUGAUGAAUUAAGAUCAGAGAGGUCCCUCGCAUCCUUUUCUUCUGGAAAAGAUUUUGCUUUCGUCUCAAGGCACACAUUUGAACCAUGUUAGACAAGGGGCAUUCAGAAGGAGGAUAGCAUCCCCAUUUUUCUUCUUUCCUCCUGGGCUUAAGUUUUCCAAAAUGUCCUGGCAUUUCAUAACAGUUGGGUGUAAGACUGUUGGGCUUCUUUCUUUCCGUAUAAUCCUAUAUUAAUAAAUUAACUUGUAGUUAUUUAAAUAGAAGCCAGAGGUGGAUUUAGCUUUUAACGUUUUAUUUCUGACAAGCUAAAUUAAUCUGAGGCUGCUGCUGUCCUUAUGUUAUGAACAUCUGGCCAGCAAUGGUCUUUAUACCACUCAUCCUUGUAAGCAGAGGUGACUGGAAUGACUUUCUGCUUUAGAAUUUACUGAACUCUGGCUAGUAUUGACUUCAUGUGCAAAGGAGGGCACAGUGGUCUUGCUAGUGCUAACGCUGGCUGCCAUUUUCCAGAGAACCAUUUGAAAUUAAGACCUUAUAAUUUUUUUUUUCUGACUGUAUUCUACCCAGCCUAUUAAUCUUGUUUCACUGCUGAGCUGCUCUUUUGGGGAAUUGGAGGAAGGGAAGGCUGGAAGGAGAGAAAGGACUUCGACAACCUAUAUUUAUCAGAAACUAGGUUAUGUUAAUCUAGAUAUAUAACCUUGUACAGGGAGGCCUGGGAAAGGCAGUGGAGCAAUGCUGUGGACUAGGACAAGUCCAAGGAUCCUUGCCUUGCCCUGUGGCUGCUCUGUCCUUUAACAAUGUCCCCAGGCCACACGAUAAGUCAGUCAGUGACCUUUCAGGUUUCAUGUCGUAUAAGAUUGUGUACGUUCAAAUUCCAUUGUGGCUUGUUUAUUUCUAGGGAUUUCCUGAAAAACAAAAAUUUGCCCCAGUAAGAUUGAGUUUUGAAGCACUAGGCAAGUUGAAAUUGUGUUUUUCCCGUUCUCUUGUGGCUUGUGUGUGUGUGUCUUAUGUGUGUGUGUCUUCUACUAUAGGCAUCAGUGUCUAUCCGGCAAGUGUGGGGGGCUUGGAUUAAAAAAUAGUUAUAUGUCAUUGUGAGUUGAAAGUCACGGGGACAUUAAAGUUCUGUCAUUACCACCUCUUCUCCUUUUAAUUAAAUACUUAAAAUUCAUGCAAGUAUAUAAUGUGUUUCGAUCCAGGCCAUCCCUGCCCCCAUCCUUCCUUUCUACUGUUGCUUUUGUUUAGACUAUUUUCAUUUUUCCUUGUCCCUCCCACCCCCUUAAAGCAAGGAUAGACUGGAUACCUUUUUUCUUUGCCUGUAUGAUGGUGAUUAUUUCAUCACAAUUAUUGGCUAUGGUGUCAGUUAAAUGAGUGAUAUAUUUACCUGCUUUUUUUUUUUCCUUCCUCUCCCCCUUUUGAUGAUGGAGAUGUCUUAUACCUGCUAGGUUCACGCUAAAGAUCCAGAAUCAUGACUGACUCCAAGUACUUCACAACCAAUAAGAAGGGAGAAAUUUUUGAAUUAAAAGCUGAACUCAACAAUGAAAAGAAAGAAAAGAGGAAGGAGGCUGUGAAGAAAGUGAUUGCUGCUAUGACCGUGGGGAAGGACGUGAGCUCUCUCUUCCCAGAUGUGGUGAACUGCAUGCAGACUGACAACCUGGAACUAAAGAAGCUCGUGUACCUCUAUCUGAUGAACUAUGCCAAGAGUCAGCCAGACAUGGCCAUCAUGGCUGUCAACAGCUUUGUGAAGGAUUGUGAAGAUCCCAAUCCUUUGAUUCGAGCCUUGGCAGUUAGAACCAUGGGAUGCAUCCGGGUGGACAAGAUUACAGAGUAUCUCUGUGAACCCCUCCGCAAGUGCUUGAAGGAUGAAGACCCCUAUGUUCGGAAAACGGCAGCAGUAUGCGUGGCAAAACUCCAUGAUAUCAAUGCCCAGAUGGUGGAAGAUCAGGGAUUUCUGGAUUCUCUGCGGGAUCUCAUAGCAGAUUCAAACCCAAUGGUGGUGGCUAAUGCUGUAGCAGCAUUGUCUGAGAUCAGUGAGUCUCACCCAAACAGCAACUUACUUGAUCUGAACCCUCAGAAUAUCAAUAAGCUGCUCACAGCCCUGAAUGAAUGCACUGAAUGGGGCCAGAUUUUCAUCCUGGACUGCCUGUCUAAUUACAACCCUAAAGAUGACCGGGAAGCUCAGAGCAUCUGUGAGCGAGUAACGCCUCGGCUCUCCCACGCCAACUCUGCAGUGGUGCUUUCAGCCGUAAAAGUCCUAAUGAAGUUUCUAGAAUUGUUGCCCAAGGACUCUGACUACUACAAUAUGCUGCUAAAGAAGUUAGCACCUCCACUUGUCACGUUGCUGUCUGGGGAGCCAGAAGUACAGUACGUCGCCCUGAGGAACAUCAACCUAAUUGUCCAGAAAAGGCCUGAAAUCUUGAAGCAGGAAAUCAAGGUCUUCUUUGUGAAGUACAAUGAUCCUAUCUAUGUUAAACUAGAGAAGUUAGACAUCAUGAUUCGUCUUGCAUCCCAAGCCAACAUUGCUCAGGUUCUGGCGGAGCUGAAGGAAUAUGCCACUGAAGUUGAUGUGGACUUUGUUCGCAAAGCUGUGAGGGCCAUUGGACGGUGUGCCAUCAAAGUGGAGCAAUCAGCAGAACGCUGUGUAAGCACACUGCUUGAUCUAAUCCAGACCAAAGUAAAUUAUGUGGUCCAAGAGGCAAUUGUUGUCAUCAGGGACAUCUUCCGAAAAUACCCCAACAAGUAUGAAAGUAUUAUUGCCACCCUCUGUGAAAACUUGGACUCCCUGGAUGAACCCGAUGCCCGAGCAGCUAUGAUUUGGAUUGUAGGAGAAUAUGCUGAAAGAAUCGAUAACGCAGAUGAAUUACUAGAGAGUUUCCUGGAAGGUUUUCAUGACGAAAGCACCCAGGUGCAGCUCACACUGCUCACCGCCAUAGUGAAGCUGUUUCUCAAGAAGCCAUCAGAAACACAGGAGCUGGUCCAACAGGUCUUGAGCUUAGCCACACAGGACUCCGAUAACCCUGACCUUCGAGAUCGGGGUUAUAUAUAUUGGCGCCUUCUUUCAACUGACCCUGUGACAGCCAAAGAAGUGGUGUUGUCUGAGAAGCCAUUGAUCUCUGAGGAGACAGACCUCAUUGAGCCUACCCUCCUGGAUGAGCUCAUCUGCCACAUUGGUUCUUUGGCCUCUGUGUACCACAAACCUCCAAAUGCUUUUGUGGAAGGGAGUCAUGGGAUUCAUCGCAAACACUUGCCAAUUCAUCAUGGGAGCACUGAUGCAGGUGAUAGCCCCGUUGGCACCACCACUACAACCAACCUGGAGCAGCCUCAGGUCAUUCCCUCUCAAGGUGACCUUCUGGGGGAUCUUUUGAAUCUUGACCUGGGUCCCCCAGUGAAUGUCCCGCAAGUGUCCUCCAUGCAGAUGGGAGCGGUGGAUCUUUUAGGAGGAGGACUGGAUAGCCUGCUUGGCAGUGACCUUGGCGGGGGCAUUGGAGGAAGUCCGGCAGUAGGACAGUCCUUCAUCCCGUCAUCAGUGCCUGCGACCUUCGCUCCUUCACCUACUCCUGCUGUGGUCAGCAGUGGUCUGAAUGACCUGUUUGAGCUUUCCACUGGGAUAGGCAUGGCACCUGGCGGAUAUGUGGCUCCUAAGGCGGUCUGGCUACCUGCAGUAAAGGCUAAAGGCUUGGAGAUUUCGGGGACGUUUACUCACCGCCAAGGGCAUAUCUAUAUGGAAAUGAACUUCACCAACAAAGCUCUGCAGCAUAUGACAGACUUUGCCAUCCAGUUUAACAAGAAUAGCUUCGGUGUCAUCCCAAGCACUCCCUUGGCCAUACAUACUCCACUGAUGCCAAACCAGAGCAUUGACGUCUCUCUGCCGCUCAACACCUUGGGCCCAGUCAUGAAGAUGGAGCCCCUGAAUAACCUGCAGGUGGCUGUUAAAAACAAUAUUGAUGUCUUCUACUUCAGCUGCCUCAUCCCACUCAAUGUGCUUUUUGUAGAAGAUGGCAAAAUGGAGCGCCAGGUCUUCCUUGCAACGUGGAAGGAUAUUCCCAAUGAAAAUGAACUCCAGUUUCAGAUUAAGGAAUGUCAUUUAAAUGCUGACACAGUUUCCAGCAAGUUGCAAAACAACAAUGUUUACACUAUUGCCAAGAGGAACGUGGAAGGGCAGGACAUGCUGUACCAGUCCCUGAAGCUCACUAAUGGCAUUUGGAUUUUGGCAGAGCUGCGGAUCCAGCCAGGAAACCCCAAUUAUACGCUGUCGCUGAAGUGUAGAGCCCCUGAAGUCUCUCAGUACAUCUAUCAGGUCUACGACAGCAUUUUGAAAAACUAAUAAAUGGGUCCAGUCAGCCUGUAAUCGGUGCAAGCCAAGAACUCUUAACUGGAAGACGUUGUACUGUUGUGUAGAGCCUGAACCCAAACCCUGCGGUACCCACCCCGGUAGUGGCCAGUCAUCUUGUGCUGACAUUAGCAUUCACCCUGUUGGAUAGGUUAGCUUCCCGAGACAUCUCCUUCCACCAUUCCCCACUUCUGCCACCUGCUGCUCUUCUCUGUCCUUAGUUGUGAGCUUCUCCAUGCUGUGCCAAUGGCUAGCCUUUUCUACACCCUCUUUUGAGUGUAGUUUGAUAUUUUGUAAUCAAAAGCUCAUUUCACAAGCAGAAAAAGGCGACAAGUUAAUUAAAGCAAGGAAAAGUGUCACUGAAACAUAAACUGCACCUUAUUGUUUUAUAUUUUUGUACAGAUGAGAAGUUGAGGUAGAACACUGAGUAGAAAGGGCGACUGACCCUCAUCAAACACAGUCUUAGCGGAGAUCCACUGAUGGCCCUGGCCCCUGCUGGGGCGGGGCAGGAGGCAGCCCUGCUCCUUGCCUUUUGCAUUGUCAUUCCUCCCCUCUGUCCAGGUCAUUCCUUGGCUAAGCCUUCGAGCUCCCUUAUACCCAUGCUAUCUGGUUUGACAAUUCCAUAUAUGGCAGUGGUGGUCUUCACUGAUGGUUGCGAGUGCAGGGACACUGGACAUAUGGGCUCAGUGCUGAGAGGUGGCAGAGCUGCGCUCCUGCCCACAGUGCUAGCCCAGGAAUCCUGGGGAGGCUGAGUAGACAUGAGUAAGAACAGGGCGCCGCCCCGCCCCUUCCUCCCCCACCCCCCUUCCCUGUGUUUUUCAGGGCUCAUUCAAAGUUAAAAUCAGAGUCUCAGAGUUAAAACAGACAUUAAUGACUUAUCCAACCCUGUUUUUCUAAAAAGAAAGGUAACAGGCAAAAAGUGUGUUGCCGAGGCCUCUUGGCUCUUGAGUAGCAGAGCUGAGACUGGUUCCCUGAUGCUCCGUCAGCUUCCCUAUGUGGCUGGCUCAUUAUUUUCCUCAAAGCCUUCUGUCUUUCCUGUGCCUGCCUGUGACUCUUUGCACACUCUGUACUGAGUUUGGUGCUCCACCCAUUCACUGGGGUCAGGUGGCAGUUGACAUCUUGGUUAUAAGUAUGCAUGCAGGUAACAAGAGUGAAAGCAGAGCUGACAUUUGCCAGGCUUUCCUGGAGCAGGCCAGUGAGUGUAGACGUGUGUAAAGAUGUCGCCAGUUCUCACUGUCUGUCAGCUCACUGAGCUGCCCUUCAUCCAUGGUCCUUGAGCUCCAGAGCGGAGGGAGAUUCUCUCAGCAGGCCCAUCUCACAAAGACUGGGGAUGUGAACACAUUGGUGUGAGUCAUCAGAAACCCCGUACUCAUGGCCCUGCUCAGGGCUGCUGUUGACUCUGCUUGAGAGGUGGCACUUGUCGAACAGCCUGGCACCUGGUAUCCAGGCUCCAACGACCUCAUGCAGGACUCAGACCUGACCCACUGAAUCCCGAGGAGAGGCUGAAAAAAUCAGAGUAGAAACCAGCAACAUUUACAAGUGUGUCUGGAGUAAUCCUGUUUCCUCCCAGCUGCAAAGCUUCUCUCAAGUUCCUUAAUCCUUGAGAAUCUUAAGAGGCUUGCUGGCUGGUGAAAAAGAAAUACAUCCCUCCCUCCAUCACCAUGUGGGGAUGCAGGAAAUCCUGCAGGGGUUGUGUGGGAGGCAGAUAGAUGGUGGUAUGUUGGGUGGAAAGACAAGUUGACCAAGUUCCCUUGUCGAUGCUGAUUCCUGGAGUCAGUUGGUUAUGAGUAGUAUAAGGGAUUCCCACUACAAAUGCAGUGUUCCCAUCUCAAAGCAAAACUGUAGUUCCCAAAAGAAGAUGUGUCAGGGCAAGCAGAAAGGGAAGUUUAGGCCAGAAUGUGGCCAUCCCAGAAACUGAGGCCUCUCUCAGCCUCACCAGUGACAGAGAACAGCUGUGGUUCUCUGCUGGCCUCAGCUGAUCCAUGCUGUCUGACUCCCGGGGAGAGUUAGGAAGAUGCAAGGACCUCUCCUCAAGAGACUGUUGCCUGCCUGAAGCUUCUGUUCAGGCUCAUGCCAAGCUUGACCGGAUUGGGAGAACUGGACUCAGUUUAACCUGUAUCCACUCUCCUUAGCCAAAGUGUGCGUCUGUCGAAAGCUGAAGUGCAGAGGGCAGGGAAGCAAACACACCAGAGCUCUUUCUGGUCAGAUUCCCCAGGUGUUUGUCCCCAGCCAAGCCUGGUCCGUAUUGUGAAGCUUGGGAUGCUGGAGCCAAUGCUGUCCCAAGAAGGCUUACUUUGCUGUUCUUGUUGGGAUCUGUUGUUGGGGAGGGUGGGGUUUGGGGAGCCUUUACCUUGUGUACUCAUCAAUAAACUCAUUUAC
Molecule: messenger RNA, 8163 nt
Organism: Mus musculus (house mouse)
Lineage: Eukaryota; Metazoa; Chordata; Mammalia; Rodentia; Muridae
Gene: Ap2b1
Product: adaptor-related protein complex 2, beta 1 subunit
Exons: 22
Coding region: 2923-5778 (951 amino acids)
Biological process (GO): intracellular protein transport; synaptic vesicle endocytosis; vesicle-mediated transport
Cellular component (GO): glutamatergic synapse; plasma membrane; membrane
Molecular function (GO): protein-containing complex binding; clathrin-cargo adaptor activity; clathrin binding
Source: RefSeq, a predicted model, not a curated record